UAGGAAUGAACGCAGCUUCGCCUCUCUCUCUUUUCUCGUCCAUGGUUACAAACACCACUCUCUUCCACACACACAGCGGGUUAGCCUCGGUUAGCUUAGCUUCUCCAAACCGGUUGUGUGAUUUGUUUCUCCGAUGUGUUGCCGGGAUCCUCGUUGAAGUAACGGAUUGAUCUGCCUCCCCUCCUCGGCCAUGGAGUGCCGUGUCCUGUCCAUACAGAGCCAUGUAGUCCGGGGGUAUGUGGGCAACAAGAGCGCCUCUUUCCCAUUGCAGGUUUUAGGGUUUGAGGUGGACUCCAUCAACUCUGUGCAGUUCUCCAACCAUACAGGUUACUCUCACUGGAGGGGUCAGGUUCUGACGGCCGAUGAGCUCCACGUUCUGUACGAAGGAAUCAAACUGAACAACGUGCACAAGUACGACUACGUGUUAACAGGGUACACCAGAGACACGUCCUUCCUGGAGAUGGUGGUGGAUAUCGUCCAGGAGCUGAAGAGAGCCAACCCCAACCUGGUGUACGUGUGUGACCCUGUCCUCGGGGACCAUGGAUCUAUGUACGUCCCUCAGAACCUGUACCCGGUCUACAAGAACAAAGUGGUUCCUGUGGCGGACAUCAUCACCCCCAACCAGUUUGAGGCUGAAUUGUUGACGGGGAAAACCAUCACCACGGAGAAAGACGCUGUGGAGGUGAUGGACCUGCUUCACGCCAUGGGUCCCGACACGGUGGUCAUCACGUCCUCCGACCUCCCCUCCAGACUAGGGGAUCGCUUCCUGGUGUCUCUGGGCAGCCAGCGCCACG
Molecule: messenger RNA, 794 nt
Organism: Gymnodraco acuticeps
Lineage: Eukaryota; Metazoa; Chordata; Actinopteri; Perciformes; Bathydraconidae
Product: pyridoxal kinase-like
Biological process (GO): pyridoxal 5'-phosphate salvage
Cellular component (GO): cytosol
Molecular function (GO): pyridoxal kinase activity
Source: RefSeq, a predicted model, not a curated record